Molecule: messenger RNA, 522 nt
Organism: Callorhinchus milii (elephant shark)
Lineage: Eukaryota; Metazoa; Chordata; Chondrichthyes; Chimaeriformes; Callorhinchidae
Gene: mgst2
Product: microsomal glutathione S-transferase 2
Biological process (GO): leukotriene biosynthetic process
Cellular component (GO): endoplasmic reticulum; nuclear envelope; membrane
Molecular function (GO): glutathione peroxidase activity; enzyme activator activity; leukotriene-C4 synthase activity
Source: RefSeq, marked provisional
CCUACUUUGCCAAAUUGGUGGGAUACGCCAGGAAAAAGUAUAAAGUUGUUCCACCAGCAAUUACAGGAACCCCUGAGUUCGAAAGAAUCUUGCGUGCACAGUUGAACUCGGUUGAAUUUCACACAGUUUUCCUGGUGGUCUUGUGGGCUGCGGGAUGGUUCUUUAAUGAAGUAAUUGCCUCGAUCCUUGGUCUUGUAUACAUCUUUAGUCGCCACAAGUACUUCCAUGGAUACGCAGAGUCGGCAAAAGCAAGGGUUCCCGCUUUCAAUCUGGGUGUUUCCAUGUUGUCGAUUCUCCUUGGAAUGAGCUUUCUUGGACUCGUCAAUUGCGUGGCUGACCACUAUUUUGAUGUUGACGUAAUGAAACAUAUCUCCAAAUUAUUUUGAACUGCCGAUUGCAUUAAGAGCCUUAGUAAGCAAUAUUUGGGUUGCAAGUCAAUAAAUAGAGAUGUUCAUUGUAUGAAGGUGUAUGGUUUACUAUAUAUAGAGGCAUGUUUCAUUGAAUAAAGGUGUGUGAGUACUG